GUUUCCGGGUGAGCGAUAAGAAGUUGAUGCAGUAUUGCAGUAAGCAUGGACUCCUGAGGUGCUCCUGGUCAUAGCUGAGCAGUUUGUGAACUGAGACUGAAACGUGCAGUCAUGCCUGUUACGUGUAACAGCUGUGAAGAGAGGCGAGCUGUCCUACGGCGACCAAAGACAGGUCAUUCCUUGUGCAAAGAAUGCUUCUUUCAUGCUUUCGAGGAGGAAAUUCACCAGACCAUCAUAUCUGCUCAGCUUUUCCAGCCAGGUGAGAAGGUUGGAAUUGGUGCAUCAGGAGGAAAAGACUCCACUGUGCUCGCCCAUGUCAUGAAAGUACUGAAUCAACGGUGCUCUUAUGGGCUGGACCUUAUCCUACUCUCAGUGGAUGAAGGCAUCUCAGGCUAUCGUGAUGACUCCCUGGAAACUGUAAAAAGAAAUCAGCAGCAAUACGAGUUACCUUUGAAAAUUGUCUCUUAUCAAGAGCUGUAUGGCUGGACCAUGGAUGAGAUUGUGAAGCAAGUUGGCCUUAAGAAUAACUGCACCUUCUGUGGGGUGUUCAGAAGACAGGCACUAGAUCGUGGUGCUAUGAUUCUGGGAGUCAACAAAAUUUGUACAGGUCAUAAUGCAGAUGAUAUCGCAGAGACUGUGCUGAUGAACUUUCUGCGAGGAGACAUAGCGAGGUUGAGGCGCUGUACCGCCAUUACCACAGGCAGUGAGGGAGCCAUUCCACGUUGUAAACCUUUGAAAUAUGCAUAUGAAAAGGAGAUUGUGCUUUAUGCCUAUUUUAAGAAGUUAGAUUACUUUUCUACUGAAUGCAUUUACUCUCCCAAUGCCUACCGUGGACAUGCCCGCGCCUUCCUCAAGGACUUGGAGGCAAUAAGGCCCAGCUCCAUCAUUGACAUAAUUCAUUCAGGGGAGAAUCUGUCUGUGAAAGAUGAUGUGAGGAUGCCCGUGCAGGGGACCUGCACCCGCUGUGGGUAUAUCUCCAGCCAGGGCCUGUGCAAGGCAUGUGUCUUGCUAGAGGGUCUGAACCGAGGUCUUCCCAAACUGGGCAUUGGAAAACACCAUAAGCUGCAUCACAAACUUCUGGCACAGGAACCCCUGAGUGAGCAGGAGGAGAGAAAGCUCAAAGCAGUGGAUUUCUGAUGAACUAGAAUAAAACAACUUGUCCUCUCAAUGUUUGUGUCAUAGCUCAGACAUACAGUUCCCUCACCAGCUCUGGUCUUAUCUGACUCUGAAAUAUCUAAUGAUUAAUUUACAUGUGCGGAAUGUUAAAAGCUUCUGAAUUUGUAUUUUUUUGAGUGCUGCAAAAUUCAUGUAAGCAAGGUAACCGAAUAAACGCACAAUUGACCCUGUGAUCAGAAACUCAGCAUAAUAUUGCAAUGUAUGGAUUUCUCCUUCACAUCCAGAACACAGCUUAGCUCUCAAGCUAAAAUGUACCUUUAUAUAAUUAUUUUAAGGACCUGGCACUACUGAGGAGACAUUUUAGAUAAUCUCACCAGAGCGGAGAGCUUUAAUCUUUGGGCCCAGUGUAUCAUCUGGGAGAAACAAUUAAAGGGAAUGGAAAUUGGUGAAAUAUACACGUAAAGAUCUUGUUUGUUUGUUUUUGGCAUGGGUGGCCACUCCUUUUUGUGCAAGGACCCUCAGUUCUUAAGUGGGGGCAGUGUUUUUAUUACAGGCAUCAUGUGCAGGGGACUAUUUAUGUUGAAGGGAUAGUGUAAUGAUGUGUUUUUGAUUGAGUUAUAGGUAGUAAUUUAAAAUAAGCAUAUUUAGUUUAUGCGUCUGUGAAUUAAACUUAUCCCGUUUC
This is a messenger RNA of Bombina bombina (fire-bellied toad), 1798 nucleotides long. RefSeq names its product cytosolic thiouridylase subunit 1 (gene CTU1). Gene Ontology annotation, molecular function: tRNA binding. Bases 112 to 1137 code for a protein of 341 amino acids. Gene Ontology annotation, cellular component: cytosolic tRNA wobble base thiouridylase complex; mitochondrion. The record is from RefSeq and is a predicted model, not a curated record. Gene Ontology annotation, biological process: tRNA wobble position uridine thiolation. NCBI's taxonomy places the organism in Eukaryota, Metazoa, Chordata, Amphibia, Anura, Bombinatoridae. The transcript has 3 exons.